CCUCUGGCGGAGUGAUCUGCAGUUGUGAAGGUCCUGACGGGAGACAGGCAGUGGAUCGAUAACAAACCAGACUCGGUGAAAAAUUAUGACUGCAACAACAGGCAGCUAGCUGGCUUCUCAUCUUUAACAAGCCAGAACCCCAGUCAAGCAAACCAAGACAACCAAGACCAUGGAAAGAAAAGGUGUACCUAUUAAGCGCAUUCUCAGCAAGCCCCAGAUAGUCCGCAGUCUGGGCAGCAACCUUCACGCGGAUGUGAAUGCCAACCACUCCCGGGCUGGAUGGUCACUCCUGACCAAAGUGCAGCGCAGCAGGCACAAAAAUCUGUAUGAAAUCAACCAUCAAAUCAGGUCCAAGCCUGAUUUAAACACAACACUACCAGUUCGACAGACAGCAUCCAUCUUCAAACAACCAGUGACCAAGGUAACAAAUCAUCCCAACAACAAGGUGAAGACAGAUCCACAGAAGGCUGUGGACCAACCCAAACAAUUGUUCUGGGAGAGGAAGUUGGGCGGGUUAAAUGCAUUUGAUAUCGCAGAGGAGCUGGUGAAAACUAUGGAUCUUCCCAAAGGCUUACAGGGUGUUGGACCUGCAUGUUCAGAUAAAACACUUCUCUCUGCCAUCGCCAGUGCUCUGCACACCAGCCCCUCCCCUGUCACUGGACAACUCACUGCUGCUGUGGAGAAAAAUCCUGGAGUCUGGCUCAACACAUCACAACCUCUCUGCAAAGCCUUUGUAGUGACGGAUGACGACAUCAGGAAGCAGGAGGACCUGGUGCAGAAUGUGAGGAGGCGGCUGGAGGAAGCCCUCACAGCUGAUAUGUUGGCUCAUAUAGAGGACACCACUGCAGACGCAGCCGCAGCAGCAGCAGCAGAAGCAGCAGCAGCAGCAGCAGAAGCAGCAGCAGCCAACAAAGUGGAGGAGAAGGUUGAGCAGGUGGACAAGGAGGAAUUAUAGCAAAGGCUUGUUUGACAUGAAGUUUGCUGGUAAACUCCUUUCAUUUUCAAAUAAUUGGCUCCAUGAAGAUUUUUAUACACUUUGAACUGAAAGACACCCUAAAUGCAGACAUUCUGCAGAUUUUGUUUACCUUAACAAAGACUUUUCUUUAAUAUUAUUAUUAUUUUUAUUUUUUUCAUUCGAUAGUGUAAUUCUGGAAGGGUGCUUUGGAUUUCCAGUUAAUUUUUUACCUCUACUAAUGUAAUGCAACUUUCUUUAGACUUUCCAUACUGUUUAGUGUUUUCAUGUCACAAUGACAUCACCAUUUCAUCAUUGAUACUAUAUUGAGUCAAACGAAAUUACUGUUCUUGUAAGUAGUUGUACUUUUAAGGCAGUUUACAGCAGUUGUGGAUGAUUCUCUUCACAAUGCAGUGUUACAGUUAGUAAACAGCUGUUCAACUUCAUAGUUAAGUUUAAAACACAAACCUGAUGUGUGUAUGUGUGUGUGUGCGCUUGUGUGUUUGUGUUGAAUGUAUCAUUUCAUGUUGACGUCUUAACUGUGUUUCUUUUUUUAACAUGUUGCUCUUUUAUUUUUUACUCUGGCACUGCAGGUAUAGUGUAAUGUUUGGAAGCAUAGAAAGGUUGCAGUAUGUUUACAUGCACACGGCACUCCUGUUGCUGUGAAUAAUACAAUUGAGUUUGAUUUAUUUCAAGUUUUUACGGUUCAAAAGCAGUGUUAUUUCUCAGAAUAACUAGAGUUUAAAUGGUUUUGAAGUUUAAGUCAUGAUAUUUUUGUUGACAAAAGAAUAAGCAGUACUGUUUCGCCAGCUACAUUUGAGUUUAAUAAGUAACAGAAAAAGUGUGUACCCUCAGAAAAUACAAAAAACAAUAAAACACUGAUGUACCUCGUAACAUGAUGUACUGUACCUCAUUACAAGAUUCAUUAUUUGUCUCAAUACCACUGAAAUAAAAGCAGUUCUUUCAUG
Anoplopoma fimbria (sablefish) is the source of this 1920-nucleotide messenger RNA. It is a transcript of the gene mbd3a, whose product is annotated as methyl-CpG binding domain protein 3a. NCBI's taxonomy places the organism in Eukaryota, Metazoa, Chordata, Actinopteri, Perciformes, Anoplopomatidae. The record is from RefSeq and is a predicted model, not a curated record. The transcript has 7 exons. The coding region runs from base 170 to 955 and encodes 261 amino acids.